AUGGUUUUUGCGAACAGGGGAGCGUCAUGUGACUCGCGCUGGUUUCAGUCAGGUCCUGUAAGCAGAUGUAAAGUACCUCCCAGCAGCACUUCUCUCUUAUUCGUUUUCAUCGCUCGAUUGAAACUAGGAAUCUUAAUCAUGUCUGGAAGAGGCAAAGGCGGUAAAGGACUCGGAAAAGGAGGCGCUAAGCGUCACCGUAAAGUGCUUCGCGAUAACAUCCAGGGAAUCACCAAACCCGCCAUUCGUCGUCUAGCUCGCCGCGGCGGAGUCAAGCGCAUCUCCGGUCUGAUCUACGAGGAGACCCGCGGUGUGCUGAAGGUGUUCCUGGAGAACGUGAUCCGCGACGCCGUCACCUACACCGAGCACGCCAAGAGAAAGACCGUCACCGCCAUGGACGUUGUGUACGCGCUCAAACGACAGGGACGCACCUUGUACGGCUUCGGAGGAUAAAAGACGACAACCACAAACCCAACGGCUCUUUUAAGAGCCACA
This is a messenger RNA of Carassius auratus (goldfish), 492 nucleotides long. RefSeq names its product histone H4-like. Gene Ontology annotation, molecular function: structural constituent of chromatin; protein heterodimerization activity; DNA binding. Gene Ontology annotation, cellular component: nucleosome. The record is from RefSeq and is a predicted model, not a curated record. The coding region runs from base 1 to 450 and encodes 149 amino acids. Lineage: Eukaryota; Metazoa; Chordata; Actinopteri; Cypriniformes; Cyprinidae. The transcript is spliced from 2 exons.